UCUCCCCGCGCCGCCGCCGCCCGCAGAGAUUGAGGGGAACCGGAGCCGCUGCCGCCGCCGGAGCCGCUGUCGCCGCCAUGGGGGUGGAAGGCUGCACUAAGUGCAUCAAAUACCUUCUCUUCGUCUUCAACUUCAUCUUCUGGCUGGCUGGAGGCAUCAUCCUGGGAGUGGCCCUGUGGCUCCGGCAUGACUCACAGACGACGAAUAUCCUCUACCUGCAGCUGGGGGACAAGCAGGCCCCCAACACCUUCUACGUUGGAAUCUACAUCUUGAUUGCAGUCGGAGCUGUCAUGAUGUUUGUGGGGUUCCUGGGAUGCUACGGUGCUAUCCAGGAGUCUCAGUGCCUGCUGGGAACGUUCUUCACUUGCCUGGUGAUCCUGUUUGCCUGUGAAGUUGCGGCUGGAAUUUGGGGAUUUGUCAACAAAGACCAGAUAGCCAAAGAUGUGAAGCAGUUCUAUGAUCAAGCGUUUCAGCAGGCGCUGAUGGCAGAUUCAGACACGAACAAUGGGAAAGCUGUUGUGAAGACCUUUCAUGAAACGCUGGACUGCUGUGGUCCUGAUAGUGCAAUGGGAACUAUCACUCCCCUGUGGAGAGAUGACCUCUGCCCAAAGAAGGACUUCAUGAAAAAUCUUUUUGAGAACCCGAACUGCCACAAAAAAAUCGAUGAGCUGUUCUCUGGAAAGCUGUACCUAAUCGGCAUUGCUGCCAUCGUGGUUGCCGUGAUCAUGAUCUUCGAAAUGAUCCUGAGCAUGGUGCUGUGCUGUGGCAUCCGGAACAGCUCUGUCUACUAAGCCGUGAGAGCAGGGAGGGGAAGGGGGGAGCAGGGCAAGAUGGCGCUAGAGGGGACCCCAAGUGCCACCAAGUGACCAGGAGACAUUUCAACAAAAGACAAAGACAACUGUGUAUAUAACUACUUCCAAUAUUACCAUGCAGUACUUAUCAUUCUUAUUUUGAAGUACUUUUUUUUUUUGAUAAAUAAAACUUUCCCGUAUCCUUGUGGCUGACUUAGUUACACAUCAGUUUUGUGUGAUGGGGAAAGCUGCUGUAGCAGGAGAUGGAGUCCUUCCUCCCCUUUCCCCACCCCUCAUAACUCAGAAAUAGUGUUGGUGGAAGAUGUACAGAGGAGAAGGCUGCAGCCUGUUAUCAGAAAUCUUUGCCUUGGUUUUUACUCUUUUUCAACACCGACAUUUUUUUAUAGACGUCAUUGGAUGCUGAAGCAGAGUUUAGCAUGUUUGUUCAUUUGUACUUGUCUUUUCCUACCAUCACCCCAUCUCCCUGGCAUUUCCAAGCUGUUCAUAGAGAAGCCUGGUUGACUGCCUGAUGCCUGGGGAGAGGAGAGAAAACAGCCUCCGCCGCCUGAGUGCGACGCGUCCCGGCGGUUCCUCUCUGGCCUGUGUGUAUCCUCAGGUCAAUCCUUCACAGAAGUCACAAACAAAUUUUUUAACUCUCUGAAGAGUGGGGGUGGUUUUGGCUUUUAGUUUUUAUAUUUUUGUUGGGUUUGGGUUUUUUUCUUGGGGUUAUGACUUUACAAAAUGGCUAGUUUCCACUGAUUCGUUACACUAAAAGGUCAGUGGCUGGGGGUCAAUUUUAGUCCCAGUUUUUAAAAUAUAACAAGUUGAAAAUUAAGUCACUGUUUUAGCCUCCUUCAAUGUUUCUUUAUAGACCUAUGUUUUUGAGAAUGUCUAGCUCUGUACUAAGUUUCCACUGUUAAGCUAACGCUUGCAUACAAAUGAUAUUAGAGUAAAAACCCCUUAAACCUUAGGAAUCCUGCAUUUGUGUACUGCGGGAUGACACCUGGGGGUUCCCAGCCAUACGCGUAUGUGUUUCAAAUUUCAUCACUCUCUUGUUCAAUGAGAUUCUCCUUACUAAGGGCGUAUUGUCACACACUGUAACAUUGCUGGGACGUUGUCAUAACCUGAUCUGGGGGGAAAAAAAAAGUUUAUUUUUAAGUCCUUCCACUUCCAGUUCUGUUGACAGCAGGAGAUCAGCUUAUCAAAGCGAGGGAAUUCAGGAGUUUAGAUCACACCACUUGGAACACUUUCCCGUGACCUUGUAAGCUUUGAUUGCCAAUUCGAUGCCUGCGGCUUCUGUUGUACGGCACUCCGUUACCAUGUAGAUAGAGAGGGAGAGUGACCCAGGAGCUAUGUAAGAAAAUCAGAGUGUCUCUAAAAAGAGGAUCUAUAUGUAUAGUUCUAUAGAUAUAUAUUUUUAAGCAAAGCCUUUUCCUUAGCCGUACAGGCACCAGAGCUGGAAAUGAUAGUAUCUCUCAGCUCUUUGCCACCUUGAAGCAGGUAAGGGGAGGAGUUGAAACUUGUGAUCACCUUCCUCACUUCAGGAGUAUUUCUGUUUCUUAAAGUAUUUCACUCUCUCCUGUCAGAUGGUUCAGGGAGAGAGACCCAUGGUCAUGUUAUACUAGGACCUUAUCCACUGCACAUGGCUGCUGUAGCCUUUGCCACUAUGAGAUAGGAAAUUCCUGCACUGGGGAAAACUGAUCUAUUCAGAGGCUUUUCCUCCCUUCUGCUCCUCCCUUUCCCCUUCCUGCCUUUUAGAAUAUAGGGCCUUUAAAAAGUAUAUAGGUAAAUAUAUAUAUAUAUCAAGUUGUGCUGGGUAAGAGGAGGAAGUGCUUCAAGAGAGCUUCGGAUUGAGGGGUUGGACAAGGAAAGAUUCAGCCUUAGAAACAGCCUUAAAGCAACACUGCCCUGAAUGUCCUCGUUGUGCACAUCAAGAAUGAGACGAGGUUUUGCAGUAGGUAACCCCUUCCCUCUCUCCCCAGCGUAGCUCCUUCAGGUCAUCUACUUCAUUAUGUGGCUAUACGUGUAUGCAUCAACCAAGCAUGUGUGUUUACAUAUAUGUGCAUCGGGAUUGUUAGCAUACAGAAUGGAUGUGUAACUUGCCGCCUUCUUUUUGUUGACUGUUGAUAAAUGUGUAUAAAUAUGCCAUUAAGCAUUUCAAUUCUGUUUUCUUUCCUUAUACUGUAUUUUUUAUAUUGUUCAGUAUUCAGUUGAUGCUGUGGAUGUAGCUGGAGCUCUGUUUGAAGAUGGCCUGGGUCUUGAUGCAGGUCAGGUCCUUGGACAUGGUGGCUUUAGGGGUCUGAGUUGUCCUAGGCAGGAGCAAUUGGGAGAAAGUGGUACUUGAAGAGGGAGUCUGAGAGCUGUGAGAGGAAGAAGAGCAGGACAUUCUCUCAGACCAUGUCCUUCACAGGCUGCAGUUUGCUCUCUGGGUCAUUUCAGAGGUGACUUGUCACUAUGCUCCCUGAGCCACCUUCCUGUCCUGGCAGCUGCUGCAGGAAAGGUGCUACAGGAGAGGAACAGCCAACAGCUGUGAAGGUCAUGGGAGGGGGCAGGGGGAAUUUUGUAGGGAGAGGGUAAUGCUCUCUUUAGUUACUAGCUGAGAGUCCCUUUUCUUGGUGGAAUGGUCAUCAGCUGUAGCAGGAGGGGUCAGCCCUGGGAGAAGAGGGACAGGGAGGAACCCUCAUGCUUAAAAAUGAUGCAGUAUCCAAGAAACCCUCACAGAAAAAACUACCCACUUGGGCCCCCUCUAGUCUGGCCUCCUGUGAAGCUGGACCUGAGUUAAGGUAAACUAGAGAAGGAGCUGUAAAGGGCUGAAGGGACUCUCCCUGUUGCAAGCAUUCAGCAUCCAAAAGCAACAGGGCUCUUCUGCCAGGUGGUUGGUCUCAAAGCUGGCUGAGGUGAAGGGGAGAAGCCUCCUAGGUAGGACCCCUGCCCUGCUUCAGAGCCUGUCUUGAACAUUUGUGUGGGCAAUGUGAGGCCCCGUCUUGCUCUUCUCCAGACCUUCAAAAACCAAGGGUGAAAUUAUGGGCUGUAAAUACAAAGGCCUCCCUCUCCAGGGAAGCAUCCUCCUGGAGCUAGUAACAGCCAAGAAGACGGCUGAGAGCUGAGGCAGGGAGGAGGGGAGAGGCUGCUGGGGAAGAGGAGAGUCAACUGUCCAGGCCUGAGUUCAAAGACCACAGCGAAAGGUCAAACAGAGCUGCUGACAGCCAAACUGAAUGCUCGGGAUCUUUCCAUACUGUGGAGCAUGCCACAAAGCAGUGUGUUUAACUUCUUUCUGCCUUUGUUGUUUUUUUUUUAAAAAGAAAUGAAACAAAAUCGAUUUAAUAAACAUUUCUCAUAGUGUG
Molecule: messenger RNA, 4135 nt
Organism: Colius striatus (speckled mousebird)
Lineage: Eukaryota; Metazoa; Chordata; Aves; Coliiformes; Coliidae
Gene: CD81
Product: CD81 molecule
Exons: 8
Coding region: 78-791 (237 amino acids)
Cellular component (GO): membrane
Source: RefSeq, a predicted model, not a curated record